AUGAAGGUUGCCUACUUUUUGUCCGCUCUGGACUUGCUCAUUAUUUUCAGCCUGUACUUGGGUGGGACGUGUAGCAGCUUCGUGAGCACUGUUGCCUGUACAAGACAUGGUCGCAUUUUAGAUGAUGCGGGGGAACAGAGCGGUGGUUCAAACGGUGUUUCCAACGGUGUUUCCAACGGUGGUGCGAGUGGCAAGGAGAAUGGCACCACAAAUGUUACCGCCAACGAUGAUACAACUGACGAUCACAGCCACCACGAGGAGAACAGCGAUAGUGAGACAAGCGAAUCGCCAACGACGGACGCGCAGAAUACCCAUUCAGGUAGCGAAAGCGAAACGGAUGACCACACUGCAGAGGCACCAAGUACACAUUACGGUGAACACGACGGUGAAUAUUACGAAGGCGGAGAUACUGAUGAAUCGUACGAUUUAAGUGAACAUGAGGAAAAUAAAAAAUUUUGUUUGGAAAAUAAUGGUGGAUGUGGAGAUGAUAAAAUAUGUGAAGAUUUAGGGCAGGGGAUAGUGAAGUGUUUGUGUAAACCGGGGUUUAAGUUGGUUGGCACGGAGUGUGUCGAGGCAUCAAAAUCGUCCUCCUUGAAUUCUGUUUUCUGUUGGUUUCUGCUUCUGAUUAUUUUUUUGGCUUCCAUAAAUUACACGAUGGCUAUCGUAAGCGUCGUGUUAGCUAUCCACCUCUUCCUGCUCUGCAGUUACCACUCGGGACAUACCCUCGAGGUUUCCCUCUGGAGACAAGAAAACGCUCACCUGGAGACACAGACCAACAGAUUGUUGAGGGAAAACGGCAAGAACGACCACGUACUCCAGGUCGAAUCGACGCCCAUUUCGGGUAGAGAAGGAAAUAAGGAAAUUGGAAUGAUCAGCAAUUUGCAGCUGCAAAGCGGGGAAGAUGAAGGGAGUUCCCAAUCCCAAAAUAACUCUAAUACGGAAAGGACAAACGAAGAACCUACUGGAGAAAAUAGAGAAGAAGAAGAAGAAAAAGCAAAUGCUGCAGCAGAUAGUGCAAAAGAAGCAAGUACGACAGAAGAAGCGAAAGCAGAAGUAACAAAAGCAGUAGAAGAUGGAAAAAAAGAGGAACAAAAAAUAAAAGAGCUAGCUACAAAAGUAGAAGAUGCGGAAGCACAAAAACCUAAGGAAGAAUCAGAAAAAGCAGUCGAAUCAGCAGGAAAAUCAGAAGAGGAAGGAGAAUCAACUAAGAAAGAAGAAAGUGAAGAAAAAAAGGGAUCUGAGGAAAAAUCGGUCGAUAAUAAGGACGAAAAAACGCCCGAAGGAGGAGACACCGAGGAAAACAAAAAUUUGGAAAGCAAGCAGACAGAUGUAGAAGUGUCGGAACACAAACAAGACGGUGACAGCCCGAAAGAAGACAAGAAUUCGCAAAACGGGGAAAAUAAAAAAGAAGGAAGCUCUAAUAAUAACUCAAACCAGGAGAAUCCAGAGAAUGCUGGUAACGAAGAGAACAAACCUCACUUAGACGGUUUAGACGACGAGGUCCCCCACCCUAGUUCCCUGAGGAACAACCGAAUAGAGGAUGGAGUAACGGACACCAUGAUGCUAAAGGAUAUAAUAGGAGAUAAAACAAAAUCCUGUUCCGUGAACAACGGGGGGUGCUCAGACGACCAAAUAUGCAUACGGAUCAAUAACGUCGGAAUUAAGUGCAUCUGUAAGGAGGGGUAUUCAUUUGGGGGCAAGUGCAUUUUGAGCAGGUCUUCUGCCCUCAGUUCGUUUUUCUCUGCCGGCCUGUUCGUCCUAUUGACUUUGCUCUGGAUGUUUUAA
Plasmodium coatneyi is the source of this 1785-nucleotide messenger RNA. RefSeq names its product Merozoite surface protein 4. The transcript has 4 exons. The record is from RefSeq and is a predicted model, not a curated record. Lineage: Eukaryota; Apicomplexa; Aconoidasida; Haemosporida; Plasmodiidae. The coding region runs from base 1 to 1785 and encodes 594 amino acids.